ACCGAGCGGAGCCCGCCCUGCGGAAGGAGCUGUCCCGCUGUUUGUUUCCGUGAGAGAAGCCCUUCCUUGCGGUCGCUUGAGGGUAUUUAACCCUCGGCCUUGAGAGUCCAGUUCAGUGAUCCUUCCGGAAAGAAACGUGGCUGAGCUGGCCCGCAGCAAAAUGAAGUUCCUUCUGAGCACCCUCCUGCUCCUGCCCCUGUUCCUCAUCUUCUGCCUCGAGUCUCUCAUUAAGCUUUUCAUUCCGAAGAAGAAAAAAUCAGUCACCGGAGAAAUCGUCCUCGUCACUGGAGCUGGAAGUGGAAUUGGGAGACUCACUGCCUUUGAAUUUGCCAAACGUAAAAGCAAACUGGUUCUCUGGGAUAUCAAUAAGCAUGGCAUUGAGGAAACAGCAGCCGAAUGCAGGAAACUGGGUGCCCAGGCUCAUGCCUUUGUGGUCGACUGCAGUGUCCGAGAAGAUAUCUACAGCUCUGCAAAGAAGGUGAAAGCAGAAAUCGGAGACGUUAGUAUUUUAGUGAAUAAUGCUGGUGUGGUCUACACAUCAGACUUAUUUGCCACUCAAGAUCCUCAGAUUGAAAAGACUUUUGAAGUCAAUGUCCUUGCACAUUUUUGGACUACAAAGGCAUUUCUCCCAGCGAUGAUGAGGAAUAAUCACGGCCAUGUGGUCACGGUGGCCUCAGCAGCUGGACACACCGGGGUCCCCUUUCUGCUGGCUUACUGCUCCAGCAAGUUUGCCGCUGUUGGAUUUCACAAAGCUUUGACCGAAGAACUGGCUGCCUUAAAACGAACUGGAGUCAAAACAACUUGUCUCUGCCCGAAUUUCAUUAACACCGGCUUCAUAAAAAAUCCAGGUACCAAUCUGGGACCUACCCUGGAGCCCCAGGAGGUGGUCAGCAAGCUGAUGAACGGAAUCCUGACUGAUCAAAAGAUGAUUUUUAUCCCUUCUACUAUCAAGCUCCUGACAGUGAUUGAAAAGUAAGUGCCACCAGCAUUUGGCCCCAGGAUCAUCCUUUGAGAAUUACAAACCUAAAGACUGAAAAUUUCAAGAGAUCUAAAGUACGACAUGUGUCAGACUUUCCAGUCUCUCUGCUGGAAAUGCAGACCACGGUCAAAGAUGGGCUGGGCACCUUGGUAACAAAGGGCAAGGGUCUCCCUGGAGAGAAAAGAGUUAAAGCCUGUGACGUUUUCGGCACCAUAGGCGUCGCAUCACAUAAGCAAGUACUCAGUGACGAUGGCCCCGUCUGUGGAUGGCGACCCUCCGAGAAAAUAAUUGUGCCAGUUUCUCAUCACUGUAUCCCCUGCACCUCGAAGACUAGCUGACUCCUAGGGGCACCAAAAUGUUCCCUGGUUGAACAAACCCAUCCUAAUUCUUAGACGUUUAAUGUAGACGAGUGGGUGUGUGCUCUGGAGGUGGUGGAAGCUGUCUGUGCGCUCGCUCACUACAUGAACACCGAUGGGCUCACUGAACUUCGCGGCUCCUCUGUAAAACGGGCCUGAUCAGGAUGAGCGGCGAAUGAGAAUAAUGAACUCGGAGUACCUGGUUUACUGUGAUCACUCCGUACAUGGUCUAGAGCACCGCUUGCUAUGACUGUGAUGACUGUCACAUUCUCAGUGCCUUCACCUCCCUCUGCUCAGUGGGCUGCUUGUCUCGGUGCUUUCUGGCUCAUCUCUGUUCGGUGACUCACAUACAUGUGUGUUUAGUGUUUUUUCAGUGCCAUUGAAAUGUGACAAGCUUGCAAGUAUUCUUAAGUAGAAUUCGGGAGAAAAAAGAUGAGACCUUCUAUGAGUUUAUUUUUAUUUUACUUAUUUAUGUAUUUGUUUGUUUGUUUGU
This is a messenger RNA of Fukomys damarensis (Damara mole-rat), 1828 nucleotides long. RefSeq names its product hydroxysteroid 17-beta dehydrogenase 11 (gene Hsd17b11). Bases 161 to 976 code for a protein of 271 amino acids. Gene Ontology annotation, molecular function: oxidoreductase activity, acting on the CH-OH group of donors, NAD or NADP as acceptor. Gene Ontology annotation, cellular component: lipid droplet. NCBI's taxonomy places the organism in Eukaryota, Metazoa, Chordata, Mammalia, Rodentia, Bathyergidae. The record is from RefSeq and is a predicted model, not a curated record. The transcript has 7 exons.